This is a messenger RNA of Sorex fumeus (smoky shrew), 708 nucleotides long. Its product is annotated as survival of motor neuron-related-splicing factor 30-like. Gene Ontology annotation, molecular function: RNA binding. Gene Ontology annotation, biological process: regulation of alternative mRNA splicing, via spliceosome; mRNA processing. Gene Ontology annotation, cellular component: precatalytic spliceosome; cytoplasm; nucleus. NCBI's taxonomy places the organism in Eukaryota, Metazoa, Chordata, Mammalia, Eulipotyphla, Soricidae. The record is from RefSeq and is a predicted model, not a curated record.
ACCGAGUCCUUCCUUUUCCGACCGGCUCGCCUGGUUUUCGCAUCUGAGCUGUCAGGUGCCGCUGUCGCCGUCGUCACUGCCACCCACUGGGCUCAGUGGCCCCGACCCCCCCUUCCCGCCGCCCCAGCCCCGCACAAGAUGUCAGAGGAUCUAGCAAAACAGCUAGCCAGCUACAAAGCUCAACUUCAACAAGUAGAAGCUGCAUUGUCUGGAAAUGGAGAGAAUGAAGAUUUACUCAAACUAAAGAAAGAUUUACAAGAAGUUAUAGAACUAACGAAAGACCUUCUGUCAACUCAACCUUCUGGAACUCUUACAAGUUCAGACAGUUUUGCUUCUAUCCAGCCUACUCAUUCAUGGAAAGUAGGAGACAAGUGUAUGGCAAUCUGGAGUGAAGAUGGACCAUGAUAUCUUUACAGGUGUUACCAAGCGGAGAUUGAGGAGAUAGAUGAAGAAAACGGCACUGCUGCAAUCACCUUUGCUGGCUAUGGCAAUGCUGAAGUAACACCAUUGUUGAAUCUCAAGCCUGUAGAAGAAGGAAGGAAGGCAAAGGAGGACAGUGGCAGCAAACCCAUGUCAAACUCCUCUUUUGUUCUGCACUUCAAUGUGUGCACAAACUCAAUAAAGUUAAGCAAAUUGAUAAAGAUCCAGAAAAAUAUGCUAAUAUUAUCUUUAGAUGGGAAUCAAGAUUGUUACUUUACCAUCCACUGA